This is a messenger RNA of Pseudocercospora fijiensis CIRAD86, 1818 nucleotides long. RefSeq lists its product as uncharacterized. NCBI's taxonomy places the organism in Eukaryota, Fungi, Ascomycota, Dothideomycetes, Mycosphaerellales, Mycosphaerellaceae. The coding region runs from base 1 to 1818 and encodes 605 amino acids. The transcript has a single exon. The record is from RefSeq and is a predicted model, not a curated record.
AUGGACGACACCCUUGCUCCAGCAGACACUAUGGAUGACAUCGAUUGGUCUACCUGGGUUAACAAUGAGUGGACCUUUGUUGAGGAAGAUCAGCAGAGAUUAGACAACACUCAGGGCGAUAGCGAGCAUCGCAUUCCCCAGAACGGAGAUGCUGUCCAGAGUCAGGAUCAACAGCAGCCAAGUUGGUACACCUUCGAUACCAGCCUGGACGAUGCGCGACCCUCAACAGAACAGCACACACCAUCGCCGCUUGAACCACGACCGACGACCAUCGCGCCGCAAGUUCUGUCUCGGCAUGAACAACCACAUGAACAUGGCUUCUCCGACAAUGCCUUACCUGACACGGCACACAACCAAUGGCUUCCCAGUGGGGGUUACGAAGAACACCCGAAUUGGUUUCCAGAUCAGAUACCAAAUGGGUACAGACAGCACACUCCGUCCUUUUCUCAUCAGCAGUCAAUCUACGAAGACUCGAGAUCUGGCCAAGCACCCUAUUUUACAUCCUCUGUCGAAUCUGAUCUAGCAGAUCGAUCACGGCAUGCAAGCUCAGAUCUUGGAAGCGCGCAUCACAAUCCAGAUAUUUCGAACCACACUGCAUCCAACGGAGGCAUAAAUCUGCUCAACUCCCCAGCGGUAUUUCCUGGCGCCCAACCCUCAAACUCCAGGCUAGGAUACUACCCUCCAACACAAAUGCCCGAGCGCAAUAUGUACCUCGCCUAUGAGAACCAACAAAAUUCGCCCAUGAACACAUCUGCCAGUCCUGACAUACCGGAUCCACGAGGCUCACAAUCCGCCUUCUCCCCCGAACCAACCUUUUCCCCCGACCCACAGCCCAGUCGCAAAAAAGGCAGAGGCCAUCUAGUCCCCUCCCCAAUAGUUUACAAAGACUCCAUCCCCUGCGUCGCCUGCACCAAACCCUUCAAAAAAUCCAUCCAACCCGACCGCUGCAACCGCUGCGCCGAAAAAUUCCUCCGCCACAACGCCACCCCGGUAACAUUCACUCUCGACCCCGAAAUCCCCAAUCAAGAACUCGCCAAACAACUCAUCUGCAAAUCCAUCCUCGCUCGAGGUCCCCCAAUAGCACCCUUGGAACUCGAAAACAUCCGAGAAAACGAGGAUGAAUACAUCCAGCGUUUCCUCACCGCGAUCAAUACCUUCGUCCCCGGAGGGAUCGGGCAUCACAAUCAACCACACCUCACAUGGCCGCAACGCCAACAAAUCAUCUACAAUCAAAAAUCCACGCUCGAAGAGUCUUAUUCCUCCGCACACAUCACCGCGCGCUUACGUGCGCUUUUCGCGGAAACUUUGGCGUUCCACACCGGGACUUCGAACCCUUUCUACGGCACCUCCGGAGACUCUUCCGGGUAUAGCGAGAACACUCGACUGAGUUUCGAGGAGAGAGUCGAGAAGAUUUGUGGGAUGUUACGCACGAAUAAGAGGGUGGUGAUGGAUGUUGUGGAAGGGAGGGGCGUCAAGGGGUUUGUGGGGCAUCCGGAGAAUUUCGAGAAACGCAAGGUGGCGAAUAAUGAUUGUAAUUUGGUGAAGAAGAGGAUUAUGGAGCAGGGGAAAGAGAAGGGGGAGGGGCAGGGGAAGAAGAGGAAGCGGGGGAAGGGGAAAGGGAAGGUUGUUGAGGAGGAUGAAAUGGAUGUUGAUGUUGAAGCUGGGCCUUCGAAUUUUGAGGGACAUUCUGGUGGUGUUGAGGGAAGUGGAGGAGUGGAGGAUCAAGCUGAAUCCUCACAUGCUGUGGAGUAUGGUUCUGGAAGGAGUCGUACUAUGGACUGGCUUCGUGGUGGACGGGCGACGCAGCAGAUUGAUUGA